This is a messenger RNA of Megalops cyprinoides (Indo-Pacific tarpon), 1310 nucleotides long. Its product is annotated as suppressor of cytokine signaling 2-like. Gene Ontology annotation, molecular function: 1-phosphatidylinositol-3-kinase regulator activity. The transcript has 3 exons. Lineage: Eukaryota; Metazoa; Chordata; Actinopteri; Elopiformes; Megalopidae. The record is from RefSeq and is a predicted model, not a curated record. Gene Ontology annotation, cellular component: phosphatidylinositol 3-kinase complex. Gene Ontology annotation, biological process: intracellular signal transduction; phosphatidylinositol phosphate biosynthetic process. The coding region runs from base 593 to 1213 and encodes 206 amino acids.
UCAGGGGCUACAGUCAAGUCACGAAAGCAACAUCGGCAUUGUCGCCUUGUUUUACAAGAAUGCAUACCGAUUUGAAUCGAAACCGAUUAUUUAGAAUGAUACACCUUUAAUCAUCGGUUCCGAUAUAAACUAUUGGCAUUGCUCUCUAGCCAAAUCCAUUAAGGGAAGAACGAUACUCUUUUAGGGGAAAUAUAACUGGAUACCCUCGGCAUGUCGUCUAGCAACUACAGAAAGACAAAAAUAUGUGUCGCUGUAUAGACUAGACUAGCUUGCUAGCAGCCGAAGGUGGCAGUGCUUUGUUAAGUGUUGAGCUCCAGCACAGUGUUUUGAUGGCUUGCUCAAUUUCAACCCGAUGCCGUUUGAGGUGUAGCCUACACCAAUGCAGAAAUAAUAAUACAGAAAUUACUAACAAUACAGCAAUAAUCACUUCUCUCAGGAGGAAGAAGGCAGAAGAACGCUUGUUCAUUCGUUCGUAAAUUUGCAAUGAAAAUACAAAAGAUCUGCUCGCUGCUCAAGUUGUGUCAGUUUGGGGCACAUCCCGGCAAAAUCCGCACCACUCGUUGAAUAUCGGCGCACUGCGGGGACCUCUCCAAUGACCUGCCACUCUUCCGACUCCGCGGAUACCCCCCGGAGCGAGAGGAGAUCAGAAACUGACGCUAGAGUGGUAGACUCUGACCAGAGCCGCAUCGCCGCUGCCAUGAGGGACCUGGGUAAAACAGCAGGUUGGUACUGGGGCAGCCUGACGGCCAAUGAAGCCAGGAAGAUCCUCCAGGAUGCCCCCGAGGGCACCUUCCUGCUGCGCGACAGCUCCCAGCGGGACUACCUAUUCACCAUCUCCGCCAUGACCUCCGCGGGCCCCACUAACCUGCGCAUCGAGUACAAGGAGGGCAAGUUCAAGCUGGACUCGGUGGUGCUGGUCAAGCCCAAGCUGAAGCAGUUUGACAGCGUGGUGCACCUGGUGGAGCACUACGUCCUACUGUCCCGGACGUCCCGCAGAAGCAACAGCAGUGGCGGCGGCGGAAGGCCCCCAGUCUCACCAGCUCCGCCCAACGGAACAGUGCAGCUGCUCAUGACCACGCCCGUCUAUGCAGCCACGCCCUCCCUGCAGCACCUCUGCCGCAUUGCCAUCAACAAAGCUACAGGAAGGGUCCAGGACUUGCCCUUGCCUAACAGGCUCAAAGAUUACUUAACGGAUUAUGCUUAUCACGUGUAACCGACGUACAAUGUUUGAGCCACAACCCCUCCUCUGCCCCGACCCCCUCCCCCGGUCCUGAAAGACUGCCUUUCCUUUUAUCCUGUGGGAAGGUGAA